Molecule: messenger RNA, 1368 nt
Organism: Seminavis robusta
Lineage: Eukaryota; Bacillariophyta; Bacillariophyceae; Naviculales; Naviculaceae
Source: the annotation of a GenBank genome assembly
AUGUUCCCACACACAAUGAGGCUCGGGCACCGCCCCAAGAGUGUGGACGUCGACGACUUCAUUGCCAAGCGCGAGAGGCGACGGGCCCUGAAGAAGAAAGUUGCAUCCGUCUUCAAGCCUUUUCACUUUCAUCUUCACCAUCAUCACGACCAUGGCACUCAUGAAAGUCACGACUACGCGCACGCGAAGGACGACCAUGAUGCCACACCGCCCGAAUUGCUUCAGCUUUCCGAUCCGACCAUCAUGUCCCAUGAUUCCCACCACGAAGUCGCGACAUCCUCUUCUGGAUCUUCCACUGGUAUUUCCGAUGUCGACAGUGAUGAGGAAAUGGAGGUUGACGUCGAUAGUCAACUGCCCGUUACGGAAGAGUGCAAGCCUGAAGCGAAGGUCGAUGUCGCAGCCUGCAAGGAGACGGUCACGACCAUUCUUUCGCUCAGUGUGAUGUAUGCCAUUGGCAGUCAACCAAUGCCAAGCCCAGAGGAGGAAUACAUCGACGUGCCAUUGAUUGAUGCCAAGGUGCUUCCGCUAGAGUUACAGAACGAGAUUGCCAACCACUACAACCAGCGUCACGAACCCGCCGCCAUGCAACAUCCUCUUUCGGAAGAACUCACGGCGGAGAUUACUGCCUACGGUCCCCCCGAACCAACCCCACUCUGGCGUCCUCUUACUCGGGAAGCCAUCGCGGAGAUCGCCGACCGCUACAACGAACGCCCAGAGCCCGCCACCCUCCAACGCCCCCUUCCCCCCAAGCUAAGCUUGGAGAUUGUGAGCUUUUCGUGGCCUGCACCAGCGGCGGAACAAACACAAGAGGCGUCUACCUGUGAUGCUCUGGUCCUUGCCAAUUCGUCCUCAUCCGAUGAAGACUUGACGGCCCUCAAGACCAAGUGUGCCAACUUGUCCACCAUCACGGAACUCUUGUCGAAGCAACUGGUCGAGUCCACUCUUACCAAGAAGCGCGAACACAUCACUCAACGAAAAGAGUCCAAGCUGUACCGUGACAUGAUUCGUCAGCUCGAAGCCAAGCACCGAGCAGAGAUGACCAGUUGGCAAUCCGACAAGCGAUACUUGGAAGAAAAGUUGCGGUUCAACACCAAGGAGAGCAUCCCACCCAGCAUUCGAUCGGCCUCCCCACCACCCAAAUCGGUCCGCUUUGAGGAAGACGAAAAGGCAAAGAAAGCAAACACCCUUCAUCGACGAAGCUUUAUGGAUGCAUUCGUGACACCCAUGGAGCUCUGCACAUCUUCCCCCGUCAAAGGGCAGCCAUCAAGAGCAUCCUUCUCCAUGGCAUCCACAAUGAUCAUGCAGAACAGGUUCUUGCCAGCUAUGUUGUCAGCUGUGGCCCAGGCCCAAGACUUGAAGAAGCCCUAA